AUGGAGUUAUACUUGCUGAGUGAGGACUUAUGGGAUGUCGUCGGCGGUAGUAGCACAACACCACUAAGGGGAGCUGCUGCUACGACAGCAGAAGCGACAAAGGAAUGGACACGGAAGAAUGCCAAGGCAGAGUUUACGUUAAAGAGGUCAAUAUCCUCAGGAUUGUUAGAGAACGAGCUGGCGAAUGCGAAGCAGGGGGAGUCUUCUAUCUCGGAGUUCUUCAUUAAGGUUUACGAACUCGACUAUACACCGUUUGUGACUUUGGUUCAAGGAUGGCCUACUCAACCUUCCUUGGAGGAGUUUGAAAAUUUACUAGCUUCGCAAGAAUCUCUAGUCAUUCAAAUGGCAGGAGUUAAAGUUCAUGAUGACUCGGAGAGUGCAAUUAUAGCUCGGGGACAGCAGAGUUUCAAAGCAAAACCUAAGGAUGGUGGUUUAAAGAACAAUGAUAGAAGAGAAGGAUCUUCCACGGGAUAUAAGAGACGGCUUAAGUGCUACCAGUGUGGGAAACUUGGGCAUUUCAAAAAGGCUUGA
Arabis nemorensis is the source of this 531-nucleotide messenger RNA. Lineage: Eukaryota; Viridiplantae; Streptophyta; Magnoliopsida; Brassicales; Brassicaceae. The record is from the annotation of a GenBank genome assembly.